This is a messenger RNA of Pseudo-nitzschia multistriata, 1868 nucleotides long. The record is from the annotation of a GenBank genome assembly. Lineage: Eukaryota; Bacillariophyta; Bacillariophyceae; Bacillariales; Bacillariaceae.
CCGCCAUUGGGGCUGUCAUUAUCAGCCACCCCGAUGCCGAAGUCGUGAAACGUGAUAUUGAAUUUAUCAGGUGAGCUAAUGGCAACGAAAAAAUAUUUCGUAUGCAUUUCAAUUGAUUUGAUCGCUUUCUCAUGUACGGACCUGUGGAUACUCUUUUUCAACGAUCUUCUUUUCGUCACUGUCUUUUAGGCUAAUGGAACAAAUCAAUGGUUUUUUUGUGUACGAGUCCCAACCAACACAGUUGACGAAUCCAGACGACAAGGUCCGAAGAACGAAGGCAGGAACCAAAAAUCACAGACGUCUACUCUCGGCAGAUGGACCCAAUCUCCUMAGAAUGAUGUCAAAUGACCGCCCCGAGCUCUGUCGUCCAUUGGUSAGACACAUGACAACCAUUGAUUCGUCGAAAGAGGCAGUUGUCAUCACUGAUCCUUAUUCUACUGGCUGUGUAGUGGCAAGCGAAGUGAUGAAACGUGGAUUCAGUGUCAUUGCUCUCUGGACGAAAGAUAUCUCCGAUGAGUUGAGAUACCAUACUCCCCUGAGUUGCUCUGGGAUGAAUGAAUUCUUCGCAACCAUCGAAGAAAAAGAUGAUCUCAUGGCAACGAUGGAAGAAAUUUACAAUGUAGCAGGAACGAAAAAGAUUGUUGCUUGUUUUGCUGGAGGUGAAAUAGGAGUUGACUUGGCGGAUCGCCUAUCCGAGCGCAUGAAGCUUCGUACUAACGGUACAAAGCAUUUUAAUCGACGUGACAAAAAAGUUCAACAGGAGAUUAUUCGCAAACAYGGGUUGCGCUCGGUUCGUCAGGCUGGGGGCGCAGAAUUCUCGGAAGUGGAGGAAUUCUUGAAAACAGAAUCGUAUCCAGUUGUCCUCAAGCCAAACGAAGCUGCGGGAAGCGAAGGCGUGAAACUAUGCAACUCCUUUGAAGAAGCAAAGGAGCACUUCGAGGCCCUUAUGGCUAGCCAACUUCAAGUAGGAGGACCUUGCCCAAGUGUUCUCUGUCAAGAGUUCUUGAGGGGCAAAGAAUAUGUAAUCGACCAUGUCUCUCGGGAUGGCAUUCAUAAAACCACUAUGUUGUGGUCAUAUGACAAGCGGCCUUUGAAUGGUUCAGAUUUUGUUUAUUUUGGAACUUUGCCAGUUGACGCUAAUAGUCCAGAAGCAAAGAUAUUGAUUCCAUACGUCAGAGGAAUUCUGGAUGCCAUGGAAAUUGCCAAUGGAGCAUCCCAUGCCGAAGUGAUGAUGACUCCAAAUGGACCAUGCUUAGUUGAGAUGAACGUCAGAGCGCAUGGGGGAGACGGCAACUGGGUGCCUUUGGCAAGUGCUUUGACAGGCGGGUACACCCAAGUGGAUGCUACCGUCGACUGCUAUUUGGACAAACAAAAGUUCGCUACCAUUCCAGAUGUUUAUCCCAGCCCUUUCAAUGCGGCCGGACAAGAAGUGUAUCUUGUUUCAAGAGGACGUGGCAAAGUACGAUUUACGCCUGGAUUUGAAGUCAUCAGAAGUUUGCCUAGUUUUGUCUACCUUGAAACUGGUGUGAUGCCUGGGGGUUAUGUUGAUUUCACAGUAGAUCUUUUCACAGCUAUUGGGAGUGUCAUGUUGAUGCACAAGGAUCCUGCAGUCGUGGACGCUGAUAUCAAGAAGAUUCGUGAGAUGGAAGCAAACAACGAGAUUAUAGAAUACGAGCCACAAUUGGCAACUCUUAAAUAAAACUAUAAAUGAUWCAACAACAAUUGUUCAACUUUGAAGAUGAUUGCAACAACACUCAUUGAGCUUAUGCCAGCAGAAGCACACGCUUCUUUCGCUCGUAUCGAGGCCCUUCGAUUAGGAUAGUACUCGUUCUGAACUAUGGCAAAAGGAAUAAUCUAUAACGGGAGUU